Molecule: messenger RNA, 1819 nt
Organism: Daucus carota subsp. sativus
Lineage: Eukaryota; Viridiplantae; Streptophyta; Magnoliopsida; Apiales; Apiaceae
Product: protein SEEDLING LETHAL 1, chloroplastic
Exons: 2
Coding region: 133-1092 (319 amino acids)
Biological process (GO): regulation of DNA-templated transcription
Molecular function (GO): double-stranded DNA binding
Source: RefSeq, a predicted model, not a curated record
ACAUAAAAUAAAGUGGGAAGAUUUCCAGAUAGAACGUUGCUCCGCUGCAACCCAAUCUCUAAACCCACCUUAUCUUUCCACUCCCCUCCUCAGUCUCCCAAAGCCAUGUAACACACACUCCCAACCCAAACCAUGCUCGAAACACCCCACCGUCACCACUUCUCCACCACAAACACCCUCCCCAAACCCCCCAUCUCUCACCCCCGAAGAAAACUCCUCUCUUUCCCAUCCCUCUCCUCCAAAAACACCUCCCUCGUUUCCCUCCCUCCCAAACCCCACAAAUCCCAACUCCCCCCUCCCCCCAAUCCCCCCAAUUCCAUUCCCCCCUCCCCUCCCAAUGCCGACUUCCAACAAAAACUCAUUUAUUUCGAUUCCAUCGGAAUCGAUUUCCUCUCCUUCCUCUCCUCCCACCCGCCCAUUCUCUCCACUCCCAUUCCCUCCAUCAAAUCAACCAUCUCUCUUCUCUACUCGAUUGGCCUCACUCCUCCUGACCUUCGACGCGCCGCCUCCAUGUGCCCCGAAAUUCUCUCUGCCCCCACUUCAAGCCUAGUCCCUGUUUUCACUUUUUUACUAAGGGAAGCUCAUGUGCAAGGCCGUGAUCUUCGCCAUGUCAUUCAUCGAAGACCGCGGUUACUGAUUUGUAGCGUGGAGUUGCAGUUAAGGCCUACAUUGUAUUUCCUUCAGAGCACGGUGGGGAUAUGUAAAGUUAAUAAGUUGACUCAUUUGUUGUCUUGCUCGGUGGAGUCCAAGCUUAUACCGAGAAUUGAGUAUUUCCAGCAGCUCGGGUUUUCGAAUAAGGAUACCAUUGCUAUGUUUCGGAGAUUUCCCUCGUUGUUUUGUUACAGUAUUAAGGAGAAUUUGGAGCCGAAAUUUAACUAUUUUGUGAUUGAAAUGGGGAGGAAUUUGAAGGAAUUGAAGGAGUUUCCACAUUAUUUUUCGUUUAGUUUGGAGAAUAGGAUUAAGCCAAGGCACAAGAAAUGUGUGGAGAAAAGGGUGUGUUUGUCGCUUCCUGUAAUGUUGAAGUCUAGUGAGGAGCGGUUUCGGGAUAGGUUGGAGGUGUUUUAUAGUUCUUCUAUGCCGUUUUCUGUAUGAUAAUGCUUGGGAGGGAGAUCCAAGUCUAGGCGCCCUAUGCAAGUCUGCAUUGGCAAGAAAGCCCAUAUCUGUCCUAUUCCUGUUCGGAAGGAUCUCUUGUGGAGGUGCAUCCAGUUAUAUUCAUCACAUAGUGUCCAUCUGGUCUGCCUAGCUUAGGUGAUUAAUUAGCCUCUCUCUGACUCUGUCAUAGGUGCCGAAUGGAUGCUCUUUAAGUCUUGCAAAGAAAUUCUCUUUUUAUGCUAAUAACUUCAUAGGGCUUGUGUUUUUUGUCUGCCAAGGUUUUCUGUAUGUUAUAAUUUGGGCACAUUUAUGUCUUUGCAAGUUCCGUACCAAGUCAGGCCUAUGGUAAAUCCGUAUAUGUCACUGGUACUGUGCAGUUGGAGUAUGGAAUGAUUAAUUAGGUUUCAAUGUUAAACAUACAUACAUUGCGAGUAGUUUUGUCCCUGAAAUUUCUGGCAGGGGUGGGACUGCGAUCUGCACAGGAAUUUGAGGAUUCUGUGUUUGGGAUGCACAGGAUUUACCAGUCUGGUUCAACUUUAUAUAUCAGUUUUCAGCUUGGUGUAAAUUGGAUAUAUACCCGAACCACAACUUCAUAUUAUAAAAUUCUUCCAAAUAGGCAAGCAUAGAUUGAUGAGUUGAUGGGUAAUUUCAUAUCUUAGUUUUCUUUCUGGAAUGAUUUUCCCAGCUCAUGUCAAAAAUAUUAAAAAACUAAGCAUGCUUUCGGGGA